UCAAACCCGGGCCUUCAGCGUGACGAGCGAACGUUUUAACCACUAUACUACCUCUUCUGUACCUCAUUGAUAAUCUGUAAACGUCCUCGAGUUGACGGGAGAACAAUAUGGGUGCACCUUCCCUGUUGGGUCAAGUAGCAGGAAAUACAAACAGCAACUGGCCCGCGAAUUGAACAACAAUGGCCGACACGCCAGAGGACAGUUAUCUGAGUGUGGAACAUUUCCAAUCACAGACAGAAACACAACCAAUUCCAAGGAGAUCCUGCACGACCAAACGCUGCAUCGUUACGGCUGCUCUUGUUCUGUCGUUGUCUGUUAAUGCAGUGGGUGUGUUCUAUUGGUACCAUCACCACUCCCAGCACGCCGUCAAUGACGGUCAGUCAGCAGAAGUGUCUGAAGUUCGUACCAACACGUUAUGCACGGCCUGCACGGACAUCGGCGUACAUCCGGGCACACGCAACAUUUCCGAUCUGGAGGAUCUCAUUGUGCUUGAAAUGCCUGGCUCGUCCUAUUUGUGCUGUCUGCAGAAUGUUGAAGGUCUACAGGUGCUGUUGACGCUCUUCACUGCUCAAUCCAACACCUCGUCCAGAACUCAACAAACGGAUGAUGUCUUCAGUCGUAAGACCGGAGCCCAUCUGUAUCUUAACCGCGAUGCAUCGAAACGAAGUGGAUCGCUAGAAUGGACUGAUGAAUCCCACGAUUCCGCCUACAUAAGUCAGAGCGUCAUCUGCGACAACAAGACCCUCCAAAUCAAACGGCCCGGCCACUAUCACAUCUACUCCUUCCUCACACUCAAAACCCACGACUGUCACCGUUACCCUGACAAAACCGUCCAUAUUAUGACGAGGAGCAACGCAAACCUGCCCACACUUGGCAGGACUACCAUUAUCAUGGCCAAGAAGACCUUACCGGAAGUCAGCGAGAGGUUCGGCACGAGUUAUCUGUCCGCUACAGUCAGACUGAGGCAGGGCGAUCACGUGUCUGUAGCUAUCAGCAACAUGUCAUAUGUCUAUCAACAUCCGCCAUCUAAUUUCUUUGGCUUGUACUACGUAGGGAACUGAUCGCAAACAGUAACAUAGUGGUGUACAAUUUUGUAGUGUGCUGGUUAUUUACACAGAAGAAACUUUCCCGACGGUUUGUUUGUUUUAACGCCGCACUCAGCAAUGUUCCAGCUAUUAGACGGCGGUCUGUAAAUAAUUCAGUCUGGACCAGACAAUCCAGUGAUUGACACAACGAGCAUCGAGCUACGCAAUUGAGAUACAUCAACAUGCAUCAUCCAAGUCAGCGAACCUAACCAGCCGAUCCGGUAAUCGCCUUUGGCGAUGUGCAUGAGUUGAUGUAGCUCAAUUCUAACCCGGAUGUUGACAGGGUCUUGCCAUACGGUGAUUUCAGAGUUUGCACAAAGAUGUAACAAUGGAUGACACAUAUAUUGUAGCAGCACUAGAUGAUCAAUGAAGUGUCAGAUUGCCAUUAUUGAAACAUACACCCCAGAUCCGUUACACAUUGCAACUAUUGUGUUUCUUUUGUGUUUUGUUCAACGCACAGAAAUAUUCCCGCUAUACAUUCAAGUCUCGCCAUUGAAAUCAAGAGUAUUGAUUUACGCCAUUGGGAUCGAUGGCACAUAAUCAACCAAGUCAUAGAGCCUGACGACCCGAUCAAUGUUUGUUUGUUUGUUUGUUUGUUUGUU
Molecule: messenger RNA, 1687 nt
Organism: Haliotis rufescens (red abalone)
Lineage: Eukaryota; Metazoa; Mollusca; Gastropoda; Lepetellida; Haliotidae
Exons: 3
Coding region: 180-1061 (293 amino acids)
Biological process (GO): immune response
Cellular component (GO): membrane
Molecular function (GO): tumor necrosis factor receptor binding
Source: RefSeq, a predicted model, not a curated record